Molecule: messenger RNA, 1886 nt
Organism: Dimorphilus gyrociliatus
Lineage: Eukaryota; Metazoa; Annelida; Polychaeta; Dinophilidae
Source: the annotation of a GenBank genome assembly
ACUGCUCUUUUAGUUUUCAUUUAGCUAACAGUAUAUUUGUAGCUAAGAUGGAGGAAGCCGAUAAUGAAUCCCGAUCGUCUGGAAACAAGCUGUUAUACUAUGUAAAUGAUACACCGCCGUGGUACUUAUCAAUUUUGUUAGGUUUACAGCACUACUUGACCAUGUUUGGUGCAACUAUUGUAGUUCCACUUGUACUUGCACAAUCCCUGUGCUACGAUCACGACAAUGUUGCCAAAGCUGAAAUAUUAUCAACCAUAUUCUUCGUGUCAGGCCUUUCCACCUUGUUACAGACCACCUUUGGAACGAGAUUGCCUAUAGUUCAGGGGGCGACCUUUAGCUUUCUUAUUCCCACUCAGGCACUAUUUUCAAAAUGUCCUACAAUACCUACAAAUAAUGGAACAUUGAUAAGUACUCCAUCAGUACCAGAAUCGAGUGAUGAUGUAGAAUGGAAAAUAAGAAUGAGAGAGCUCCAGGGAGCUAUUAUUGUUGCUUCUCUUUUCGAAGUUUUUCUAGGCUUUACGGGUCUCAUUGGAGGAAUAAUUAAAUUUAUUGGGCCUUUAGUUAUUGCUCCUACGAUAACUUUAGUGGGACUGUCCCUAUUCGAAGCGGCAUUUAAUUUUUCCUCCCAACAUUGGUGGAUAGCUUUAUUAACGGUAGUUUCAAUCAUCAUCUUCUCUCAGAUUAUUCAUAAUCUAGAUGUUAGAAUUCCCGCUUAUACAAGGGAUGGAGGCUGUUAUAUAGGCCGAUUUCCUUUAUUUAAAUCCUUUCCUGUAUUACUCGGAAUAGCCAUAUCGUGGAUUUUAUGUGCUAUACUUACUGCCACAGACGUCUUCCCUAAUGAUAAAGAUAAAUGGGGCUAUGCAGCUAGAACAGAUACGAAGAUUGACGUAUUAACAAAUACAAAAUGGUUUCGCUUUCCAUAUCCUGGACAGUGGGGUAGGCCAACAGUAACUGUAAAAGGAGUUUUUGGCAUUUUAGCUGGAGUACUAGCAUCCGCGGUCGAAAGUAUAGGAGAUUAUUACGCUUGCGCUAGAUUAAGUGGGGCACCACCUCCUCCACCUCACGCUGUAAAUAGAGGUAUUGGAAUAGAGGGUAUAUCCUGCGUCUUGGCAGGGUUAUGGGGAAGCGGUAAUGGAACAACCUCUUAUAGUGAAAAUAUAGGAGCGAUUGGAUUGACCAAGGUUGCAAGUCGAAGAGUCGUACAAUGUGGUGCAUUAUUUAUGCUUCUUUUUAGUCUUGUCGGUAAAUUUGGAGCCGUUUUUGUAACUAUACCAGAUCCAAUAAUUGGAGGAUUAUUUUGUGUUACAUUUGGAAUGAUUACGGCUAUUGGUCUAUCAAACUUGCAAUUUGUUGAUUUAAAUUCAUCAAGAAACCUCUUCGUAAUAGGAUUUUCAAUAUUCUCUGCUCUAACAAUAUCUAAGUGGAUGGCGAAUAAUCGAUCGAGCAUUAAAACUGGUGAAGAAGUAAUUGAUCAGAUAUUCGUUGUUUUAUUAAGUACAAGUAUGUUUGUUGGUGGUUUUGUCGCCUUUAUUCUUGAUAACAUUCUCCCAGGCUCUAGAAAGGAAAGAGGUAUGACAACUUGGCUGGAGAGCGCAGAAAGUUCGUCUAACGUUAAUAACGACAACGAUGAAAUCUAUGACCUACCAGAGAUACCAUUUCUUUCAAAAUAUUUAAGAUGUUGUGGUUUAUCCACAAGAAAAUACCUACCCUUUUGCCCAGGUUUCCAAGGUCUAAAUGUGUGUGGAAAACGCAGCUGUCCCUCAGUCUGCCGCUGUUAUAAGAAAAACGAUUUUGAAAUAAACGAAAAUGGAAAGUCUAACGCUGGUUUCGUAGAUGUAGAAAAAGAAAAUAACUCGACGAAGAACAUUUCCGUGACAAAAGUAUAA